Messenger RNA from Phycodurus eques (leafy seadragon), 4712 nucleotides. RefSeq lists its product as uncharacterized. NCBI's taxonomy places the organism in Eukaryota, Metazoa, Chordata, Actinopteri, Syngnathiformes, Syngnathidae. The record is from RefSeq and is a predicted model, not a curated record. The coding region runs from base 1169 to 1828 and encodes 219 amino acids. The transcript is spliced from 3 exons.
GAGCACAAUUUAGCCAACUAAUGGGGUGUCGGCAGUGACGAGCAGCCCUGAACGCAGCACUCAACCCAAAACACAUCUGUAAAACUCAAGUCAGUUAUAGCCAAUCAGCAGCCAGCUGAUCACUGUGUUUACUUCCUAGGUGCACUUUAAUGGCAGUUGGAUGACCGCUUUAUUCGACAUUCAAACAAAUAUUUACAAGAAAGCUCAGAAACGUGAGUAAAUAGAAGCUUUCGACGGGACGUCAACGGGUUCACGGGAGCGCGCGCGUUGGCAACGGCAGAGGAGGCAGGCGCGAUCCCGAGGGAAGCGCGGGGACGCGCGCCCGCCACGGGAAAGAAGGCGAGCGUCCGUGCUUUCCUCCAUCGUCGGCCAGCCAGCGUCCAUCAAGUCAGCCAUUGCCUGAUUGUCAGAUGUCUCCAAAGACAGGUACACACAUACCGACAAUCUGUCCUACUUGAUUUACCUCCCUGUUGAUGAAAGCCAAAAUCCCGAUUGUCUGAUGUCUGUAAAAGAUUAUCCUGAGGGAUUAUUUUGUGGUGCGGGGUGUGUUAAAUGUUAUUGUUCUUCCCGGAUAUGCUGGGAAAACAGUCAGGGCCGACUGACAAUCGUAUUAUUAAACCUGUUCCAAAUCUACCAUAGCAAAUAUUUUGGCCGAGUACACGCAUGCCCACAGUUGGGCCUAAUUUGUCCUCUUUUCUGAUCAACGUUGGCAAAGGCCCGACUAUCAGAUGUCUAAAAAAAAAUAAAUAUCCGAUGGAAUUAUUCUGCGGUGGCGGCACGGUGAACGACUGGUUAGAGCGUCAGCCUCACAGUUCUGAGGACCCGGGUUCAAUCCCUGGCUCCGCCUGUGUGGCGUUUGCAUGUUCUCCCUGUGCCUGCGUGGGUUUUCUCCGGGCACUCCGGUUUCCUCCCACAUCCCAAAGGCAUGCAUUAAUUGGAGACUCUAAAUUGCCCGUAGGUGUGACUGCGAGUGCGAAUGGUUGUUUGUUUGUAUGUGCCCUGCGAUUGGCUGGCAACCAGUUCAGGGCGUACCCCGCCUCCUGCCCGAUGACAGCUGGGAUAGGCUCCAGCACGCCCGCGACCCGAGUGACGAGAAGCGGCUCAGAAAAUGGAUGGAUGGAUUAUCCUGCGGUGUGGGGUGUCUUAAGUAUGAUUGAAAAGGUUCACAAUGGGAAACAAGAUUAUUCGGAGGCGCGAGUCUGCAGUCAGCGCUCCUGGCUCACAGCAGGAUCCAGCCGAAGACGAAAAGACCACGCCGAAAGCAGGUGCUGAUGUGACUGCGGCUCAGCAGACUGUGCCAGCAGACGACUUGGACGUAGCGUUAGGGCAACAAGUGGCUGAGACGCCAUGUCUCCCCAAUGAAGAGUGCGUGAGCGUUCCUGAACCAAUGCCAGAGGCGUGUGUUAAGGUGGAUUUUGAGACCCUGCCAGUCUCGGAGAAUGCGCAAGUCCAAGAUGAGGAGAACGAUCCAUUUUCGUCUGCAUCUCCUUCACUUGACCUGAGCACCCCUCUUUCCUCUCCCCAACCCACAACCACCCCGCCGUACCAAACACCCAUCCCGAAGGAAGAGUUUGCAGACGUUCCCGCCGCUGAGGGAACUUCAGAUGGCACCGGGGCUGCUGUGAGCUCUACCUUGGAUCCAGAUCCUGAGUCGGAGGCAGGGGAUGCUGGGAAUUUGGAGACAGGGACUGAUGAGAAUUCAGAGGAAAGCCUAAGUAAAUGCCUGAAGGAGUUGUCGCUGAUGGGAAACGAUCCAGACCUCAUGGACCACACCCCCAUCAACAUUGGUGUGUCCGCUGAGCUGGUCUGUGGAUCAGAAGAUCCCUAGUCCCUCUAUGACAGGGGUGUCAAACUCUUUGUCUCAGGCUGCAUUGUAGUUAUGAUUUCCCUCAGAGGGCCGUUAGAACAGUGAAACCAUAUAAAUGUUUAAUCAUCACCAAAACAUUAUUACCAUUACACAACAAAUUGAGGGAUAACUAGUUUUGAAAGUAGAAGACAAGGAUAAUAGUUUGUUCAAGUAUUGUGUAAGUUACUGUAGACAAAGGUUUUGGUAACAGAAAAAAGCAAUAUCUCAACAUUAUUGUGUAUUAUUAUGACAAUUUGGAAUUUGGGAACAGAUUUUAGCAAAAAUCACGGAAGUUGAUGAGCAUGAUUUGCUUUCCCGGGCCACAUAAAAUGAUGUGGCGGGCCGCAUCUGGCCGCCGGGCCUUGAGUUUGACACCAUGCUCUACGAGAAUCCUCAAGGAAACACUGACACUGAUGUCCUUGGUUUUUGGAACAAUAAAAGAACAGCUUCAUUCCUGUGUUUCUUUAUAAACAUUUAUGCAGCAAACAGGUGUUCACAGUAAAAGGAUUUAUCAUGGGGGUUUCGGGUGAACCGCAUACCGCAUUUCCACAAAUAGUGGCUCAAAGCUUUACUUACUCAACUACAGAUGGGAGGAUGCUAUUUGGGGCAGGACUUUGUACAAACAUGUUUUUGGAAUAAUAUGAAACAAUAUUACCAGUACAGUAAUCUCCCGAAAGUGGAGACUUAUGGAAAACGAGUUCCCCAUAAUGAUGUUACGUUUAGUGGAGACGGCAUCCUGAGGCACAAUUAUUGUUCCAGUAGACUUAGCUACAUUUUAUUGUUGUUGUUGUGACUUUCGGCUUGUCCUGUCAGGGGUUGCCAAAGCGAGUCAUCCACAUGAGUUGUUAGGCGCAGCAUUUAUGCCGGAUGCCCUUCCUGACUCAACCCACGUUUUAUUUAUUGGGUACAGUGGGUAUUGAGGUACUGACCAGGACACGUAGAAACAAACAAGUAUUCACACUCACAUUCACGCUUAGAGUCUUCAAUUAACCUACCGUGGAGAGAACAUGCAAACGCCACACAGGCCAGGGUGGGUUUUGAACCCGGGUCCUCAGAACUGUGAGGCAGAUGUGCUAACCUGUCGUGCACCGUGCCGUGGGGGUAACCUAUCCAUUAUAAGAACUUUUUUUGAUAUAUGAAAGAUAUGUAGCAUGAUCUAGAGGUGGGACCAAGUCAUUGCAAGUCACAAGUCAGUUGCCCUCAAGUCCGAAGGCAAGUUAGGCAAGUCCCGUGUCUAGUCCUAAAUUGAGACUGGCAAAUCCCAAGUCAAGUCGCAAGUCUUUCACUUUGAGUUUCAAAGUCUAGGACUUUCGACUUGGAUUGUGACUUGAAGUCGAGGCAGGCAAGUCCUGAGUCAAAGUCGCAAGUCUUGUUUCAAAGUGUAGGAUUUACGAGACUUUUGAGUUUCAAAGUGUCGGACUUGCGACUUGACUCAGGACUUGCUUGUCUUAACUUCGGACUUGAGGGGAAAGAGGAGACUGAAUUGCAAAUCAAAGACUUGGUCCCACCAACUUAGUUAAUUGCAAUGACUGCUCAUUUUUAUUUUCAAGAGGCGUUCAGUCGUCUUGCCGGUAUUUCAGAAGGACGGCCACUAUUUGAGGACAUGCAGUACUGGGACAAAAUAGAGUUUUCAUUUCUGCAAAGAUCAAUUCAUCAACUCUUCAAUUAUUUUUCAAAAAGGUCACCAAAAUGAACCAAAAAUCAUGCCCUUUAUAUUUACUUGCAUGUCAAUCAAGUGUAUUUUCCAUAGGGACAAGUUGUUAAUUAUUCCUUUCUGACUGCAAUAUACACAUCAUUGUGUUGUUGUGGAAGAAACUGCCUGAUAAAAGCAAGUUAUUCGACAAAACUAUGUUGUUUAGAUUGUGUUCCGUUCCUACAGUGAUGUAACCACCACUACUAACUCAGUUGUAAAGUCCCAAUUACAGUAAAUGUUUGUAUGAAAAAAACAAUCAAAUGAAAAAAAAAGUACAUCAGUUGCUGAGUGUGCCUUCACCCGUAAUAUGCUGUCGGUGAUAAGUCAUAUGGUCGACUCGUUAUAAGACAAAACCGUAUAGAUGUGAAUUGGUUGCAUGUGCACGGCCAAGCGUGAAGAGCGCACAUGUGCAAUUGAAAAGUCCUGCUCAGAUCAUGUUAGAGGCAUUGCCUUCUCACAGUCUAGGGGGGGCACAUUCUUUCCAGAGGAAGAAGUUUGGUUUUUGUGUGGCGGGGGCCUGGGUCAAACGUCCUCAAGUGUGAUUCUCGAUCCAUGAGAAAAUCUGCAGCAUCUCUCACCAUCCGGCCCAUCUUGACAAAUUAAGUCAUUGCCGUGGUAUGAGAGGCCACCACUGUCUCGCGCUGAAGCUUUAGGAAUGCUCCUCGGCUUCGUGUUUAUGGCUUGCAUAAUUUUUUUGUUCCAUGUUGCCUUCCAAGAAAUAGCGUUACACUCCAAACGUUUGAACACACCUCCAGGGACAACCGACGCCAACGUCACCCAGUCUCCACCGAAUAGAAAGACACGUUUUUUUAGAACGCUCAUUCCGUCAAGUAUAACUAACUCUGAAGUCAGCGCUGUGUGGAGAGACUGGUCAAGGACACACAAGCCUGCAUGAUUAAUGCUUGUGUGUUGUUGUGAUUCCUGUCAUAGCAAAGCUGCAUAAACACAACCACUGGACACAUAACCCCCUAUGUCUUGUUUAUUUCCUGUCUGGACUGGACUGUGGCCAAAACUGAGCAACUCACAAAAGGAAAUUAAAUAUCACCAUACAAGGGGUUCUCAGUUUUACAACGGAGCAGGGACAGACUAACCAUUAGGCAAGCACAGGCAAUCGCCUAGGACCCAGUGAUUUCCAGGGACUCCCAAACAUCUCAAUAAAGCGGAUUAAUAAAG